Messenger RNA from Ceratotherium simum simum (southern white rhinoceros), 565 nucleotides. RefSeq names its product late cornified envelope like proline rich 1 (gene LELP1). NCBI's taxonomy places the organism in Eukaryota, Metazoa, Chordata, Mammalia, Perissodactyla, Rhinocerotidae. The record is from RefSeq and is a predicted model, not a curated record.
CACAAGCGGGGCUCCCCUUUCCCCUUACCCCUGGCUUCCUCAGAGUUGGGCAGAGGAACUAGAGGGAAAAUCCACCUUCCCAAGCACAGCUAUAACAUCCACCUGACUCGACUACUUGUCAAGUUCACUACCAACACAAAGGGGGCCCAGAAAAUCAAGAAAGUAUGUCGAGUGAUGAUAAAAAUAAAUCUAGCGAACCCAAGAAUGAGCUCAAGAACUGUGAUCCCAAGUGUGAACAAAAGUGUGAGACCAAAUGCCAGCCCAGCUGUUUAAAGAAGCUGCUGCAACGGUGCUCUGAAAAGUGCCCACGGGAGAAGUGCCCAGUGCCACCAAAGUGCCAGCCAUGCCCCCCGCCGUGCCCUCCGCCAUGCCCACCUCCCUGCCCUCCCAAGCCCUGUUGCAAACCCUGUCCUCCUAAAUGCCCACCACCCUGCCCACCCCCAGAAUGAGGUACCAAGAGCAUCACCAGCCCACCACCUCCAUCAUCUCCACCAUGAUCACCACCUUGGGGCUGAGAGCUAAAGCCAUGAACUGACAAGUAAAUGUGUUCCUCUGCUGUGCAAGA